AAAUCUUUGUCAGUAGUUUUAACAGGGAGGGUGGGAUUAGUGGAAAACCUCUUCCAUGCAAAAAAGGUGCUCCAAAUAUCACAAAUGCCAUUACUGCACAUCAUCAUCUCUCGCCAUCAACAACCUUUCUCCUCCCUCAUCUUCUCCAUAUCCCCUUUCUCUCUGAACUUUCUACAAACACUUGAUCUCCCUCUCUUCCUGACCAAUUUGUACGGUCGAUUCUCAGAUCUGUAGCCUGAAAUCCACAAGCCCAUGGAUCUAGCCCCGGAAGAGCUCCAAUUCCUGAGGAUCCCAGACCUCCUGAGAGAAGCAACCUCCAUCCCAAAGCUGUCGCCGAAGACCUUCUACCUCAUCACCCUGACCCUCAUCUUCCCUCUCUCCUUCGCCAUCCUAGCCCACUCCCUCUUUACCCACCCGAUCUUAUCCCAGCUCCAGACAUACCCACAAGCUGACCCUACCCAGGUCAGUCACGAAUGGACCGUCCUCCUCCUCUUCCAGUUCUUCUACCUCAUCUUCCUCUUCGCCUUCUCCCUUCUCUCCACCGCUGCCACCGUCUUCACCGUCGCCUCCAUCUACACCUCCAAGCCCGUCUCUUUCUCCUCCACCAUGUCCGCCAUUCCCAAGGUCUUCAAGCGCUUGUUCGUAACGUUUUUGUGGGUCUCUCUCUUGAUGAUGAUCUACAACUUCGUGUUCCUUGCUUUCUUGGUUUUAUUGAUCAUAGCCAUUGACACCCAGAACGUCUUUUUGCUGUUCUUUUCCGUGGUGGUCAUAUUCUUGCUCUUCCUUGUUGUUCAUGUCUAUAUAACCGCGCUGUGGCACUUGGCCAGCGUGGUUUCGGUGCUGGAACCGGUAUACGGGUUCGCCGCCAUGAAAAAGAGCUACGAGUUGCUCAAGGGAAAGAUCCGUUACGCAGGGGUGCUUGUUUUCAUGUAUUUGGCGAUUUGUGUGAUCAUUGGGGGCGUGUUUAGCUCGGUGGUGGUGCACGGAGGGGGCAAGUACGGGGUUUUUGUGAGGAUUGUAGUGGGUGGGUUCUUGGUGGGGGUGUUGGUGAUCGUUAAUUUGGUGGGGUUGUUGGCGCAGAGCGUGUUUUACUAUGUUUGCAAGAGCUAUCAUCAUGAGGGGAUUGAUAAGUCUGCUUUGCAUGAUCAUCUGGGUGGGUAUCUUGGAGAGUACGUGCCGCUGAAGAGCAGCAUUCAGAUGGAGAAUUUGGAAAUCUGAGAUGGGAGAGCUAAGCUGACAUAGAUGAUAAUUUAUGUAUCAUACAUUGAUAGCUGGGAUCUUUCAAAUUCUGUUUAUCGCAUUUCUCUUGGUCUACCAAAUUCUGUUGCAGGAAGUGCCUUUAUUUUUUUUAUGGUGAUAUCUUGACUUAGCUGAUGCUUAUCUAGUUAUAUGCAGUCGGAUGCAUUUUCAGCCUUUGUGUUUACUUUGU
Messenger RNA from Corylus avellana, 1429 nucleotides. Its product is annotated as polyadenylate-binding protein 1-B-binding protein. Lineage: Eukaryota; Viridiplantae; Streptophyta; Magnoliopsida; Fagales; Betulaceae. The record is from RefSeq and is a predicted model, not a curated record.